AUGUCAGAUCUAUCAGAUAAUGAUAAAUCCGAGCCAACUUCGGAUCAAUGCAUGGAAGCUAAUGCCAUCAAACUCCAAAAAGUUCAAGCAAUACAAGAUGGUGUUAUCAUCAAUAAAAAAGUAGGAAUAAAAAGCUAUGACUUUUAUCAAAAAGAAAUUCUCAACCUUCAAUAUAUUUUAAAUGAUAAAACCAAAUGUGAAUCCAUUGAGGAGUUACAAGAAUUCUUAAACGAAGUAGAAGAAAAAUUCCAUGAAGCUAUAGCUAAUAGAAAAAAUUUAAUGAAAAAAUUAAGUACAGUAAGGGAAGAAUUAUUGUACGCAAAAUUUGAACUACGUCAUUUAGGAGUAGUUUGGGAUGGAAUAAAACCAGUCAAUAUAUUGAAACUCGCCAGAGAUCAAUAUCCAAAAUCUAUGUAA
Messenger RNA from Lodderomyces jiufengensis, 417 nucleotides. RefSeq lists its product as uncharacterized. The transcript has a single exon. The coding region runs from base 1 to 417 and encodes 138 amino acids. The record is from RefSeq and is a predicted model, not a curated record. NCBI's taxonomy places the organism in Eukaryota, Fungi, Ascomycota, Pichiomycetes, Serinales, Debaryomycetaceae.